Messenger RNA from Solea senegalensis (Senegalese sole), 1405 nucleotides. RefSeq names its product RD3 like (gene rd3l). NCBI's taxonomy places the organism in Eukaryota, Metazoa, Chordata, Actinopteri, Pleuronectiformes, Soleidae. Bases 343 to 1020 code for a protein of 225 amino acids. The transcript is spliced from 3 exons. The record is from RefSeq and is a predicted model, not a curated record.
UCAUGCAAGCUACAAAGCUGCUGACCUGACAAUAAAGCUGCACACUGCACGGAGGAGUGAACACAGAAGAGGCAGCAGAGGGACGAGACAAUAACUGCAACACAGGGAGGAAACAUUGCUUCAAAAGAGUAGAAACACUGCUUUUGACAUAAAAGUGAUGGACUUUUCAUGGCAACUGAAACCGAGGACCAAAAAGAACAGCAACUGAGACAAGGAAGUUUACAUGGACCGACUGACAAACAGCAGAAGACGGUGACAAACUCAUCUUUGUCCAAUUUCUAAGCACUUCAUCAAAGCAUCGGGGUGCUUGUAGUUUUUUCUCCACUGUCUACAGUUACUGCCAUGUCCCUGUUCAGCUGGAUGAAACGGUCGCGCGAGACAAAAGUGCAGACUCACAACGAUGCGUCACCUUUCAAGACCUCAGCUGUUGUUCCCAGCUGCAUGUUGAUCAGAGAGCUCCUGUGGCAUGUGGAGCAGCGUGAGCAAAUGGCGAGGGAACUGGAACAAGAGCACAGGCUGGCCAACAGCUCUCUGGGUCUCCACUGUUUUCAUAAGUAUCCUAGGCUACACACCCUGAUCCCAACAUCAGACCUAUACCAACUGGAAUUCCUGUGUGCCCAGAUUCCACCUGUUCACACGGCAACCAUCCUUUCCAGGUUUCGCGAGGUGCUUGCCACAAACAACAUAAGGCCCUGGGAGCUGACGUCGGCCUUUAAGCAGGUGCUAAGAGACUUCCUGAACCAAAUGCCCUCUGGCAAACAGGACAAUAUCUCAGUGCAGCAAAAACAGCUACGGUCAAUGGAGUCUUGGACCAGUCGUUAUAAAAUGAAGCAGAGGUUCGUUACACCAAUUGUUGCCAACUGUGGAGAUCACUCGAGGGAAGAGAUCCCAACAAUCUCUGGAUAUGUGGACCGGGCCACGUGGCACAGUAAUUCAUUCACAAUCAAAAGGGACUGGGACCUUUCAUAUUACUAUCCAAUAUCUCUUGGACCUAAAAGAGCAUACAGCACUACACUGUGAUAGAACAGUUAUUUCCUUCUGAGAAGAAAAAUGGAUAUCUGUAUUAGUUUUAGAUAAGUCCAAGCUUGCAACUAAACAGUUAAUUGAAUUGAAUUUUUUGCGUGCCUGUUAAAAUUCAUGACUUCUGUGUUUGUUUAUUAAGUGGGACAUUGUGUACUAGUUAAAUCAGAGUUAGGAGAUGAGCUCUGAAUAGCCUUUUACAUUUCUGCUAUUUCUAAAAACAUCCAAGCAAAUCACCAUCAGAACGACAAACAGAAUGACAUUCAACAACAACUCCUCCUAUGUUUACUUUUUUGUGACAAUGUCAGGAUAUUCAAAUGUGUAAUAGUUAAUAUUUUGAGGCUGGGAUUCCAGCAUCUAGCAUGUGGUAACACUGUGGCAGUUA